Molecule: messenger RNA, 300 nt
Organism: Chondrus crispus (carragheen)
Lineage: Eukaryota; Rhodophyta; Florideophyceae; Gigartinales; Gigartinaceae
Exons: 1
Coding region: 1-300 (99 amino acids)
Source: RefSeq, a predicted model, not a curated record
AUGCCGCCCCCCGCGUCCACGGCUCGUGCAAAAGCAGAAGAGCCGCAAGCUGCUAAACUUUACACAAGACGCGGUAAACUCAGCAGCUUUGUACCGUACCCUUGGGUACCAUACAUGCCAACAACCCAUACUGUACCGUACUGCAACUGCACGCGCGUAAGAGAAAGAGAGAGGAUUCUUUUCCGCUUGAGGCCGAAUCAUCCCGAUUUCCUACGCUUGCAAAGGAGACGCAAUCUAAUUCUACAGUGCAGCACUGCACUGUACCAAGGGUACUGUACCCUUGGAACCUCCCAACCAUAA